Molecule: messenger RNA, 1339 nt
Organism: Juglans regia (Persian walnut)
Lineage: Eukaryota; Viridiplantae; Streptophyta; Magnoliopsida; Fagales; Juglandaceae
Product: GDSL esterase/lipase At3g62280
Exons: 5
Coding region: 66-1172 (368 amino acids)
Molecular function (GO): hydrolase activity, acting on ester bonds
Source: RefSeq, a predicted model, not a curated record
CUCCAAGUUGGCUAAGUCGAUGAUCAAUCUUGCUAAUUCAGUGAGUUCAAAGACGGGGGGAAGAGAUGGGCUACGUGGGAUUUUCUAAACAUCCUAUUUUGCUGGUUUGGGUGUGCGUCUUCCUUGGAAUGUUUGCUAACUCCAAGUGCAGCAGCAACAUCAGGCCUAUUCUAAUCAACUUCGGUGAUUCCAAUUCGGAUACUGGAGGUGUCCUGGCAGGCACUGGACUCCCAAUUGGCCUUCCCCAUGGCAUUACAUUUUUCCACAGUGGCACCGGCCGGCUAGGCGAUGGACGGCUUGUGAUUGAUUUCGUCUGCGAACACUUGAACCUGAGUUAUUUGAGCCCAUAUUUGGACUCAUUGUCACCAAAUUUCACAAGUGGAGUGAACUUCGCAGUAAGUGGAGCAACCUUGCUGCCACAGUUUGUGCCUUUUGCACUAGAUGUUCAAGUUCGCCAAUUCAUUCGCUUCAGAAAACGUUCUCUUGAACUCCUAUCACUGGGUUCCAGAAACUUAAUCGAUGAAGAUGGAAUCCGUAAUGCACUUUAUAUGAUCGAUAUUGGAGAGAAUGAUCUCUUGCUAGCCCUGUACGCAACAAACUUAACAUAUGCACCAGUUAUUGAAAAAGUUCCUUCAUUUCUUGCAGAAAUCAAACUAGCCAUUCAAAAUAUAUAUCAAUAUGGUGGCAGAAGAUUUUGGAUACACAACACUGGGCCAUUAGGCUGUGCCCCUAAAGAACUUGCAUUACAUCCACAUAACAACACAGAUCUUGAUCGAAUUGGAUGCCUUCGCAUCCAUAAUGAUGUUGCAAAGGCUUUUAAUGAAGGAGUUAACAAUGUCUGCAAAGAACUGAGAUCAGUAUUCAAGGAUGCAACUAUUGUUUACGUGGACAUAUACACAAUCAAGUACAAACUCUUUGCCAAGUACAAAAAAUAUGGUUUUGAAGAUCCAUUCGUGGCUUGUUGUGGUUAUGGGGGGCCUCCAAACAAUUACAAUGUAAAAGCAACAUGCGGCCAGCCUGGUUACAGCAUCUGCAGAAAUGUAUCAAGAUCCAUAGUCUGGGAUGGAGUUCAUUAUACUGAAGCUGCCAAUCGUGUGAUUGCAACAAGUAUUUUAUCUACGCAUUAUACUACACCUCGAGUAAAGCUUGACCAAUUUUGGCCAGACAACUAAGUGGCCUAGCUGCUGCUGCUGCCUCCAUGAGUUCUUUUUGAUGUGGCUACAUUUCUAAAUGCUGCCUCCAUAAAUAGAUCCAAAUGCUUGUCUAAAUCCAUUUUCAGAUCAGAAAUACUUGGGGUUUUUGUUUUUGUGUGAAAACGCUUCUUUGCCCUCUUACUAGA